Molecule: messenger RNA, 1314 nt
Organism: Sparassis crispa
Lineage: Eukaryota; Fungi; Basidiomycota; Agaricomycetes; Polyporales; Sparassidaceae
Exons: 3
Coding region: 1-1314 (437 amino acids)
Source: RefSeq, a predicted model, not a curated record
AUGGCGGAAGUGCAUGAUUCACAGACUAAUCUCCCGACUCGAAACACCAGUUUUUUCAACAAAAUUCGUGUCAUGGUUGGGCAUGCAUGGGCAUUGCGUGAACAAGAAAGCCCCUUGUACAUGCUUUACUCACAUAUCUUGACAACUUUCUGCGAAAGUGCUGGUGAUCCAUUGGAUGUCGACCGUGCACUAGGCUGCGAGCCUCAAUCAUCCUUCUCUGCACCGACUGGUACAAAUUUUGACCGUCGCAUUCCGGAUUUCACCGUCAUGGUUGCCUUCCUCCAUGAUGCGACUGUCAUCAAUCGUUUCAGUCCAUCGUACAGAUCCCCUGUACUCGGGUUCUGGGUUGAAGUGAAACCCCUUCACUGCGAUGAAAUUUGGACAUCUGAUGAGGCAUAUUAUGAAGCACAAUUAGGUGUAUGGUCGCACCUGGAACAAUUGAAUGAGCAGGGUCUAUUUGCAUUCAAUCACUUUGCUGGUGACAAGUUCUAUGGAAUGCUUGUCUUGGGCAUAUACUUCUCCGUUUUCGAGUACCUGAGGCCCACUCAAUCCCUUCCUCCUUCUCAUUCACCUUCUCAAUCGGAAUUGCGCCCACCUCCUACCAAUAGCAAUCAGGCACGGAAAAGGCCGAAGCGGAAACGAGAUGACGAUGUGACUACAUAUUUGGCUCAGACAUAUGGUGAACAGGGGAUGGAUCACGCUUUUGUGAAAGUCUCCAGAGAUCACCCGAGGACGCUCUACUACUGCGAGCCUAUCCUGACUCAGGGUGGAGCAGUCUUCAAUCCCCUUUUCCGGAAGGCUCUAAGGGACAUUAUGACCUCGAGGGACAUAGAUAUACCUUUUCAGCCGUCAUUCUUCACAAUGCCGACAGGUGAUUAUCAUGCCUCCGAAGCAUCUCUGGAACAUGCUCGCCAGGAUCGAGAUGACUUUAUUCGCCGUCAGACGCGGGAGGAGGAAGAGCUUAAGAGUGCAGUUAACUCGGACCCUUCUAUCCAUGAAGAGGACACCUCAGGGAAUUACUAUAGCAGUGUCCGCCCCAGUAACACCGGUGCAACUCGAAGGACGCGUAGCCAAUCACGGGACGAUGCGCUCUCUGAGGCAGACUUGGAGGUCCCGUUCCUCGAGGAUACAGACGAUGCCGAUGAUAAUGCCCACAGCAACAUCGAGGAUGACAUGCAUCUCGGCUUUGACUUGAACCUUGACCAAGACAUUGAUGACAACGGUGACGAUGACGACGAUGACGACGAUGACGACGACGACGACGACGACGAGGCAGGGAACGUGUGGUAUUCGCGCGGGAGAUCCGGGCGCUAG